AUGCCGGCUAAGGGACCCCUCCAGAGCGUGCAGGUCUUCAGCAGGAAGAAAACGGCUACUGCAGUUGCUCACUGUAAAAGAGGAAAUGACCUCAUUAAGGUGAAUGGAAGGCCUCUGGAAAUGAUAGAGCCCAGAACUCUGCAGUACAAACUGCUUGAACCAGUUCUCCUUUUGGGCAAGGAGCGCUUUGCAGGAGUCGACAUCAGAGUCUGUGUGAAGGGUGGAGGUCACGUAGCACAAAUAUACACAAUUCGGCAGUCUGUUUCCAAAGCGCUGGUGGCUUAUUACCAGAAAUAUGUUGAUGAAGCUUCCAAGAAGAAGAUAAAGGAUAUCCUUAUCCAGUUCAAUAGGACCCUUUUGGUUGCUGAUCCUCGUCGUUGUGAAUCCAAGAAGUUUGGUGGACCUGGUGCUCGUGCUCGUUAUCAGAAGUCUUACCAUUAA
Podarcis lilfordi (Lilford's wall lizard) is the source of this 441-nucleotide messenger RNA. NCBI's taxonomy places the organism in Eukaryota, Metazoa, Chordata, Lepidosauria, Squamata, Lacertidae. The record is from the annotation of a GenBank genome assembly.